Molecule: messenger RNA, 1333 nt
Organism: Sinocyclocheilus rhinocerous
Lineage: Eukaryota; Metazoa; Chordata; Actinopteri; Cypriniformes; Cyprinidae
Product: claudin-1-like
Exons: 5
Coding region: 73-696 (207 amino acids)
Cellular component (GO): membrane; bicellular tight junction
Molecular function (GO): structural molecule activity
Source: RefSeq, a predicted model, not a curated record
ACGCCAUCUUAAAAACGUAUCGCACUGUGAGACGCGACACAACUACCACACUGGUGCAUGUGAGAGGUGUUUAUGUGUAAAAACCACGAAGGACCGCAAGAACGCGCCAUACGUGAACACCUAAGCGGUGUAUUGAACUGCACAUUUACGAAUGAAUGGGAAAUCCUUGGACAUGACAACGACAAGACUGUGAUUCUGGACAAAUACAAAGGACUGUGGAUGGAGUGCUCAGUGGACAGUUCGUCUCACGUGCGCUGCACAAGUUACAAUUCUCUUCUUCACCAGACCUUUGAAAUCCGGGUGGGCCGAGCAAUCAUGAUCGCCAGCAUCGUCUUUUCAAGCCUCGCCGCGCUGGUGGCCAUUUCUGGUCUCAGAUGUACAAGAUGUUUAGAAGAGAACGAGAAGUCGAAGGAUAGAGCUGCCUUCUUAGGAGGAAUCCUUUCUGUGUGCGGUGGUCUUCUUGCUUUGGGCAUAACCAGCUGGUUUAUAUAUGGAAUUGUUGAAGAUUUCUUUCAGAAUGACACCGAGACGGAGAGGUAUGUGGUCGGCAGAUCUCUGAUUGGUGCAUUUGUUGCAUCUGUGCUUUGUUUAUUCGGAGGCAUUCUCUUAUGCGCCUGCAGCGUGACGCAUCUACAAUCCAACAAAAUUCUCAGCAAGCAUCCGGUCUCCAGGAAUCCUGAAAAAGACUAUGUUUAAUGAUCCUGAGACCAUCUCAAUACCUACACUUCACCUGAAUGUCAGACACCGGUUAAAUGUUGUGUAUGUGCAUGAAAGAAAAUGACAGUAAUAAACUAUUUUAUAGUCAUUUUUAAAAAAUGAUAUAUUAUAUCUAAUUAUAUGUUAUUGUUCUUUUUACUAACCGAUAUCCAUAUGAUUUAACCACUUUUAAUGUAUGUUUAGAUGUUUGUGAGUCAAUUUAGCUAUUAGAAAACUAGAAGGCUGGGAUUGCUUCAGAGUUGACCACAGAGGAAGAUUAUGUCAUAUCCCAGUCAUAGCUUUACAGUCAAUGUGGGGAUAUUUGUACUAUUUUAAGGUAUUUUUAAAGAUGAAGAAUAUUCUAAGCUGUGAUGUAGUGUAGAAUAUAUGUCAAUGCAAGAUUAAGACCGCUUCAGCAUUUCAUGCUUGUCUGUUUUAGGAUUAAAUCAUUUCAGUACUUUAUCUAUUUAUUAUUAUUAUAAAUGCUUACUAUCACCACAUGCACUUGGUUGUUAACCCUGCUUGUAACCGCUGAAUGAGAUUUUCCUCCUUCUAUUUCCUUAGUGUUUUUAGCCCUCUUACCCUACAACAUCAAACUAUUUUAAUACCAGGUCACUUCACGUUCGUUUUGAAAUAG